This is a messenger RNA of Exophiala bonariae, 2928 nucleotides long. RefSeq lists its product as uncharacterized. Gene Ontology annotation, molecular function: 1-phosphatidylinositol-4-phosphate 5-kinase activity. Lineage: Eukaryota; Fungi; Ascomycota; Eurotiomycetes; Chaetothyriales; Herpotrichiellaceae. The coding region runs from base 1 to 2928 and encodes 975 amino acids. The transcript has 2 exons. Gene Ontology annotation, cellular component: plasma membrane. Gene Ontology annotation, biological process: phosphatidylinositol phosphate biosynthetic process. The record is from RefSeq and is a predicted model, not a curated record.
AUGCCGCCCAUCGCUAUCGAACCACCCCUCUCCCUCGUGUCCAACAGCACAAACUCCUCCUUUGAUGGCCCUCCCAGAAAAUCUCACGACAAAACCAUCAGCGGCGUCUUCACGUAUACAAACGGAACCGACGUCGAAACCGGACUCCCUGAACACAGGCUGGAUCAUUAUAAGAACUUGAGGAACAACAGCCAUGGUUCCUUGACAAACGGCUUACCAAAUGGCACAGUCAAGUCCUCGAGAGACCGCGCGCAUUCAAAAGCAGGAAGCACCCACUCAACAUCGAGUGGCCCGGUCAGAAAUGGCGAGAAUCUUGCCCGGAAUCCCCAUUCAUUCGAUGGACUGAGUAAGCUCUCUAACGUAGAGUCUGCUUCACCAGAUCUCGGUAACGGCAACCAUGUACAGCAACCUGGUGGACAUACCCCGGAGCUUGGAAAGUUAAAGACCAACAUCUCGCCUAUCAGGCAAGAAUACGAUACAGCCCAUGCCUAUACUGCUUCGACCUUUCCCGACUCAGCACAAACAGAUGGCAAUAGUUUGGCUGCUUACACUGGGCGUGGGUCGUUACAGCCGCCUCCUCGAUUUUCCUCACCUUCUCCAAUGUCACCGGGUAAAUCUUUGCAAGAUAAAUAUCCCGAGUUGGCACCACCUACGGAGGCCCCAAAACUUACCCACCGUCAUACCUUGCAAGUCCCCAAAUCCAACCUCGCAGUCACUCGUAACUCGCGGGACUUUUCAUUUUCCGGUGGACCAUCGGAGGAGGCAUUGUCAGCUACUGGACGCUUUUCACCCACUCGGGAUCAGUUCGAUAGCACCGCUACCAGGCAUAGGAGAGCAUCACUUGGUCUUGUCCGACGAACCACCCGAUCAAUGCAAUCCGAUGCGCACUUGGACGAGGUUCCUCCCGAUGAUGACGCGGCACGUUGGACAGAAUUGAUAAAACAGAAACGAGCAAGUCGAAGAAAGAGGAGGGAAGAAGAGGAUGAAGAUCGUGUUAUCGUCGGGAAGAAGGUCGAAGAAGGUCACGUCAACUGGGUGACCGCCUACAAUAUGCUGACAGGAAUUCGGUUCACGGUGUCGAGGACCAAUGCAAAGAUGAUGAGAGAACUGACCGAUGCCGACUUUGAUGCCAAGCACAAAUUCAGUUUCGAUAUCACUGGAAAUGAAUUGACUCCGAGCGCAAAGUACGAUUUCAAAUUCAAAGAUUAUAUGCCCUGGGUGUUUCGACAAUUGCGAGCCACCUUUGGCUUGGAUCCCGCCGAUUACUUGAUGAGUCUGACGAGUAAAUACAUCUUGUCAGAAUUGGGCAGCCCUGGCAAGUCUGGGUCAUUCUUUUAUUUCUCGCGCGACUACAAAUAUAUCAUCAAAACGAUCCACCAUGCGGAGCACAAGUUGUUGAGGAGGAUACUCCGAGACUACUACAAACAUGUCACGGAGAACCCGAACACGCUGAUAUCACAAUUCUAUGGUCUCCAUCGGGUCAAGAUACCUUAUGGCAGGAAAAUCCAUUUUGUGGUGAUGAACAACCUCUUUCCACCCCAUCGAGAUAUACAUCAAACAUUUGAUUUGAAAGGCUCAACCAUCGGCCGAGACUUUAAAGAGGAGGAUCUUGCUUCCAAUCCCAGAGCUACGCUCAAAGAUUUGAACUGGCUGCGCCGAGACCUUCAUCUCGAAUUCGAAGCACGGAUUCGACAGAUCUUUUUGGAGCAGCUGAAACGCGACGUUGCUCUUUUACAGAGAUUGCACAUAAUGGACUACUCGCUCUUGGUGGGAAUGCAUGACUUGGAGAAAGGCAACGAAGAGAAUUUGCGGGAGACCACGUUGAAAGUAUUCCAGCCUGGCGGAGAACGAGAAGAAGAUGACUAUGGGCCGUCGAUGUUGACUAGGACUCCAUCCCGGCUCGAAACGGCCAAGAAGGCACGAGAGCUUCGACUGACCCUCAAGAAGGAGAAGCCGAUGCCAAUGGGUAUGGGAGGGGCCAAAAUGCCCUCCGAACUGUCAUCGGCAGACGAGAGACGCGACCGAGUAUUCUACAGCUAUGAUGGCGGUAUUAGGGCUACCCACGAAGAUGGUCGAGGUGGUGAUACAGUCUACUACCUCGGCCUGAUUGACUGUCUGACUCAUUAUGGCAUGGUCAAGCGUAUCGAACAUUUCUGGAAGGGACUAUCAGCGAAUCGCACCCAAAUAUCGCCCAUCCCUCCCGUGGCGUAUGGCGAUCGAUUUCUCAAUUUUGUCACCGGGGUGACCAUGACACAAGAAGAAGCAGGCAGACGAAGGACGGAAGAAAGCCAACGCACAGGUGGACAGGCAGUUUCGAUGUCUUUGGACAAUCCAGGUCGUAACUCGGCUGGCUUUGGAAUCGGACAUGAUGGUCAAGACGAGGCAGCUCUUUCCCCAGUCUUAAGCCCCGAGGUGGAGAGGACAAUGCAAAGGGCACAGAAACAGACGGACAAAUCCACGCCGGCAGAGAAGGGCAGAAGCGGGAGUGAAGAAGAAAAGCCCGAUCGGACGUUGAGAACGACCGAGGAGGCGAAGAGUAAUACACUUCUCCCCGUGGUUCAAGAAGCUGGAGAAGGUGGAGAAGUCAGCGACCGAAAAGGAUCGACAGGAAGGGAAAUGCAACAAGUGGGCAACAGUAGCACGGCGCAUUCUUCGAUUACGCACAUGUCUUCAAUACCUGGACUUCGCAGGGUGUCGCCGUCAACGGUGGGGACAGCGACUGACAUGGGCGAUGACACGAGUGUGUCCAGUCCGCAGAUGGCAGAUUUCGAGACUGGAAUCCAUGAGGACGAUGAAAUCCCCGAUCGGGUUUUGAACCGGGAAUACGAAAAACCACCUCGCAUAGCCAGCGACCUGAUCCAACCACAAUCACCUCUUGGGGAAAACAUGUUCAACUCACUCGAUCAACACAUUCGAUCCGAAAAGUGA